This is a messenger RNA of Perognathus longimembris pacificus (Pacific pocket mouse), 4260 nucleotides long. RefSeq names its product zinc finger protein 597 (gene Znf597). The transcript has 4 exons. The record is from RefSeq and is a predicted model, not a curated record. NCBI's taxonomy places the organism in Eukaryota, Metazoa, Chordata, Mammalia, Rodentia, Heteromyidae. The coding region runs from base 544 to 3369 and encodes 941 amino acids.
CCCAGCAGGCGGAAGCGGAAAUGCCUGCUUUGUAGGUGCGUAGCAAAAGCUGUGUCUCUCAAAGGCCGGGUGCACAACGGGGAUGGAUUCCAGUAAGAUACUCAAUUGGUCCAGCCAGAGAAGGGGCCGCCGCUUCUGGAGAAACCAGCCAAUCAGAGCACUGGACGGCGGAGCUCCCCCACUGGGGCGCAUCGCUUCCGGCGAUUCCCCGCAGCUGCUACGUGGCCUCCCACGCAGGCACCCCCCCACACACACUCGGGCGUGGGAGGCCGCCGCCAUCCGCCUUGCUCCGUCAGUCUUGUGGCGUUGCUUGCUGGUGCCGCGGUCGGGGUGGGGUAGGCCGCGGCUCUCGCUACCGCGGUGGUGAGCGGAUCCUCCUUGAGGACCGUGAGCAGGCGUGGCAGCGCAGGUGCCCGCCGGGCCCGCGGGAGGCGGAUGCUGCGCGAGGAGGCUAGCGGCCUCGCUGGGCCUUCUGAGGGCCUCACUCUCGAAGCCUCAUCCUGACGUUCCAAGGCGACUCGGAGACGGCGGCCCUCACCCCAAAUGGCGUCGAAGCUCCCAACUCGAUCCAGAGCCCAGGGACCAAUGCUAUUUGAAGAUCUGGCCGUGCAUUUCUCUCAAGAGGAAUGUGUGAGUCCACACGCUGCUCCAGGGCUCCGGAGCAGAGAGGCCACACGGGGAUGUUUGAAGGAUGGGACUCUGAUUGGAGGGGAAGGCAAGACUGAAAUUAAUCAGCAGUUAAGCCUAGAGUCUAUGGAAUUUGAGCACUCCAAUGCUUCACCCCUUGUUGAUUAUUCAGAGUCUUCUGAGGAUGAGGUUGCAGAUCCUGAAUGGAGAAUAUCAAGUGGAACUUCCACUUGCAAGAAAAGAUUCAUAAGCCUUUUAGUUACCAUUGACAACCACACCCCAUUAGUAGAACUCUCUCAGUAUUUAGGAAGCAGAAUACUUUCAGAAAUUACUGAUCCCUGCUGUGAUGAAUCCCCUGAAAAUGUUUACCAGUGUUCUGAAUGUGACCAAACCUUCAGUGAUAAUUCAUACAUUCGUUUACAUCGGAAAGUUCAUUCAAGAGAGAACUGGUAUAAAUGUGGUGACUGUGAGAAGAUCUUUCGACAUAGAGCCAACCUGAGGAUACACAAGAGAGUCCACACUGGUGAGAAGCCAUAUAAGUGUGCCAACUGUGCUGCCAGGUUCCGCCAGCAUGCCCAUCUAUCCCGGCACAUGAAGAGCCACAUGAAGGAGAAACCCUACAUUUGUGCCACAUGUGGGAAAGGUUUUAAGUGGCUCCCAGAUUUGACAAAGCAUCAGAAAAGACACACGGCUGGAAAACCAGAUAAACAUGCUAACCGUGAGAAAAAAUCUGUGAAGAAAAAGGUAGCUUCGCAUAAAAAAACCAGCACACCAACUUCAACUUACCAAAACACUGCAUGUGCUAACCAGGAUAAAUACUCUGCUAAGAAAGCAAAGCUGGCUUUGUGUAAAAAACCCAGCACAUUAACUUCAACUCACCAAAACAUUCCAUGUGCCAAAUGUAAUAAACACUCUGGUAGAAAAAAAAAGGUGGCUUUGUGUAAAAAAAACAGCACACCAAGUUCAACUCACCAAAGCACUGGUCAUGCUAACCAUAAAAAACGCUCUGAUAAGAAAACAAACCCAGCUUUGCGUAAAAAAAACAGCACAUCAACCUCAACUCACAAAAACAUUGCCACUGUAUGUGCCAAGUGUAAAAAAUGCUCUGGUAAGAAAACAGAUCGAGCUUUACGUAAAAAAUCCAGCACAUUAACCUCAACUUACCCAAACAUUGUGUGUGCUAACCAUAGCAAACACUCUGGUAAGAAAAAAAAUCCAGCUUUGCAUAAAAAAAUCAGAACUUCAGCUUGCCAGAACACUGCAUGUACUCACCAUAAAAAAAAUGCUGUUAAGAAAACAAAUCCAGCUUUGCAUAAAAAAGCCAGCACACCAGUUUCAGCUUACCAAAACACUGUGUGUGCUAAUCAUGAUAAAUACACUGGAAAGAAAACAAAUCCAACUUUGCUUAAAAAAACCAGUAUGCAGACCUCUCUUUACCAGAAUACUCUUUUUGUUGAACGUGACAAAUAUUCUGGUGGGAAAAUGGCUUUGAAUGAAAAAACCAGCACACUGCCCUCGCCUUACCAGAAUGAUCCUUGUGGGAACCAUGAUAAAUAUCCUGGUGGGAAAACAAAUGUGGCUUUGCAUAAAAAAAACAGCACACUGCCUUCUUACCAGGAUGCUCUCUAUGCUAACCGUGAUAAACAUUCUGUUGGGAAAAUAAAUGUGGCUUUCAAUGAAGAUUCCAGCACACAGACCUUUUCUUAUCACAAUGCUCCAUAUGAUCAAGAUGAUAAAUAUUCUGUUGGGAAAAUAAACGUGGCUUUCAAUGAAGAUUCCAGCACACAGACCUUUCCUUACAAAUAUGCUCCAUAUGACCAAGAUGAUAAAUAUUCUUUUGGGAAAAUGAAAGUGACUUUCAGUGAAGAUUCCAGCACACAGACCUUUCCUUACCAGAAAGCUCCAUAUGACCAAGAUGAUAAAUAUUCCAUUGGGAAAAUGAAUGUGGCUUUCAAUGCAGAUUCCAGCACACAGACCUUUCCUUACCAGAAUGGUUCAUAUGACCAAGAUGAUAAAUACUCCAUUGGGAAAAUGAAUAUGGCUUUCAAUGCAGAUUCCAGCACACAGACCUUUCCUUACCAGAAAGCUCCAUAUGAUCAAGAUGAUAAAUACUCGAUUGGGAAAAUAAAUGUGGCUUUCAAUGAAGAUUCCAGCACACAGACCUUUCCUUACCAGAAAGCUUCAUAUGACCAAGAUGAUAAAUAUUCGAUUGGAAAAAUGAAUGUGGCUUUCAAUGAAGAUUCCAGCACACAGACCUUUCCUUACCAGAAUGCUUCAUAUGACCAAGAUAAUAAAUAUUCAAUUGGGAAAAUGAAUGUCGCUUUCAGUGAAGAUUUCAGCACACAGACCUUUCCUUACAAGAACUCUCCAAGCAUGAAGAGCUCUGGGAAGUCCUCUCCUCCUCGCCUCCUAGAUCAGGGCAUCAAGGAGGAACCUGACCAGAGCAGCACUGAUGAUGAAAACUAUUAUAUCUUUUCCCAGUUCAAACCAUUACAGUGUCUUGAGUGUGACAAGACCUUCCCUUGCUUCUCUAAGCUUAUUUCUCAUCAGAGCAUUCAUACUGGGGAAAAGCCCCAUAAGUGUAAAGUAUGUGCAGAAAGUUUUGAUUUGGAAUCAGAACUUGCAUGCCACCAGAAGAGCCACACAGAAGAGAAACCUUAUAAAUGUACCACAUGUGGCAAAAGUUUUAAAGUGUAUAUGCAUCUCUUUACUCAUAAGAGAAUCCACAAAAUCAACAUAUAAUUAGAACAAGUUUUUGUUAAUGCCUAGGCUGAGAAAGUGGUAAGAAAGUUACUGUUCAUGUGCCAGGCACUGUGUUAAUUAAGCCCAAUACAUACAUUCCACUAUAUAUUCUCACCACAAUCUCACCUUAGGCAGUAUUACUCCUUAUUCCUAGUUUAGCUUAGGAAUGCCACUAACACACACUUGCUACUGGAGCCACAAUUUGAACUCAGUUACUAAUUAAAUUCCAUUUAUAUGGACCAGAGAAACAGAACUUUAAAUUUAAAAACAAAUCCAGUUUUUAGUAUAAUGAACAUUAUUGCUAGCAUUCUUUUAGUUUUUUAUGUGGUUUAAAGAAUGUUCUAGAGGGAAAACUUAUUUUUUGCCAGUUUUGCACGCGUCUAGGAGAGUGAACUUUUGUCUGUUUUAUACCUUUCUUAUGACUAUUUUAGAGUGAUAUUUGUAGGAGAUCAUCAUUUUACAAGAGAAUUUCUAUAAGAGAUUAGGACCCACAUGAUGAAUGGUUGAUUUUUUUUUUUUCCAUACAGGGUCUUGUUAUGUAGCCUAGGCUGGCCUUACAAUCAAGAUCCUCUUGCUUUCCCUUCCUGAAAGCUGGAAUUACAGGUGUAUACCACCAUGGCUGGCUACUUGAUAUCUUGUAAUAGUCUAUGGAGUGUCCAUUCUCAAAUCUGAUAGCAGAGGCAGGUACUGCCAUCUGUGACUUCAGGGCUUCACAGGAGUUUUAGUUAUCUAGUUAUGGCCCUUUUCAGGAGGUUGGAUGGACUUGACUUGUGGAAAAUACUUGCUCUUCUCCAGGAGGAUCUGUCUCCAGAUCUCUACUGUAACAUAUAACCUGAUUUGUUAUAUGUAAUCGUAACUUUGUGUGUAUGCAUGUACAUGUGUGUGUAUGCG